Molecule: messenger RNA, 1725 nt
Organism: Talaromyces proteolyticus
Lineage: Eukaryota; Fungi; Ascomycota; Eurotiomycetes; Eurotiales; Trichocomaceae
Product: putative methionyl-tRNA synthetase
Exons: 5
Coding region: 1-1725 (574 amino acids)
Biological process (GO): methionyl-tRNA aminoacylation
Molecular function (GO): ATP binding; methionine-tRNA ligase activity
Source: RefSeq, a predicted model, not a curated record
AUGGGUCAUUUACGCCCAGCCCUCUCAUGGGCGUCGGCGUAUCGAAACACGAAAACCCCAUUCACCUGCGUUUCAUGUCUAUCACAUACUUAUAAACAGCGACGAUUCCCGUCAAGAACACAUGCAACGCAGGCGCAUCCCAAAAAACCAUAUUACGUUACAACACCAAUCUUCUACGUCAAUGCCGCCCCCCAUGUCGGCCAUCUAUUCACUAUGGUCACUGCGGACGUGUUGAAGAGAUGGCAGCUCCUCCUCGGCAACACAGACGCGCAAUUAUUGACAGGCACAGACGAGCAUGGCAUGAAGAUACAGAGGGCAGCACAGGAAGCAGGAAUGGAUACGCAGGAGUUUUGCGAUAUGAACUGCCAGACUUUCAAAGACCUAGCCAAAGCGGCGAACCUGAAGCAUGAUCAUUUUAUUCGAACUACCGAUGACGCCCACAAAGAUGCCGUCCGAUAUUUUUGGGAAAUGCUUCGGCAUCGGGGCUACAUAUAUACGGCGAAACAUGAAGGAUGGUAUUGCGUCAGCGACGAGACCUUCUAUCCUCAAUCGCAGGUGCAGGCCUCUCUCGACCCUGCGACGGGCAGAAAGAUCAUGACUUCUGUCGAAACUGGCAAGGAAGUUGAAUGGUCAACAGAAACCAACUACCACUUUCGCCUGUCUGCCUUUCGAGACCGGCUUUUGGAGUUUUAUAAAGAGAAUGUAGACUGGGUAUCACCCAGCCCCUAUUAUCGCGAUCUAUACAGCUCGAUUGAAUCUGGACUUCAAGAUCUUUCAAUAUCACGGCCUGUGGAGCGUCUGUCCUGGGGGAUUAGAGUUCCUGGGGACGAGACUCAGACUAUAUAUGUCUGGUUAGACGCCCUCGUGAAUUACCUGACCAAAGCUGGCUACCCGUUCACACCGGGGAAGGAGAGCGAUCUAGGAUGGCCAGCAGAUGUGCAGGUGGUAGGGAAGGAUAUCAUGCGCUUCCAUUGCGUGUACUGGCCCGCGUUUCUGAUGGCCCUUGAUCUACCCCUCCCCCGGAAAGUUCUCGUCCACGGACACUGGACGAUGAAUCGGGAGAAAAUGUCCAAGUCGACGGGAAACGUAGUGAAUCCAUUUUUCGCAAUCAACCGAUUUGAUGUCGACACUAUCCGCUUUUUCUUGACCAUGCAAGGGCCGCUUGUCAGCGACAGCGACUACGACAAUGACUACAUCGUCCGCGACUACAAGAAAUAUCUCCAGGACGGGCUCGGGAAUUUAAUGAGUCGGACUAUGGGCGUCGCGAAAUGGAAGCCUCGUGUGAGCAUCGACGCUGCUGCGGCUGGCAGUCUUCCUGCACCAACAGAUCUGGACAAAGUGAUAGAAGAAGCCCUUCAUAUAACACCAUCCAGGACGAAGAUGCACAUGGACCUCCUCAAACCCCGGGCAGCCUUACGAGAAGUAAUCUGGUUAAUUCAAGGAGCCCAGAAAUAUCUGCACCUGAGCGCACCAUGGCAGUACAAAGAAGACCCGCAACAAGCGCAGCGCAUCGUGUACAACGUAUGCGAAUCCCUGCGCAUUGCGGGGAUCCUGCUCAGCCCAUUCAUGCCGCAAAAGUCCGCGGAAAUUCUAGACUUUCUCCGGGUAGGCACGGAUGUCUCAAAACGAAACUUUGAGGCCGCGACGUAUGGGGCGGAUUUCGAGUAUGGUGAGGUUGAGAAGACGAGUAAGCUGUUAUUUCCCCCGCUGUUGAUUGAGAAUUAG